AUGUACGAAAUUUCGUACACAACUGUUCUUUUGUCUGUAGUUCGCGAACUACGAAACGUCUACAGGGUACUUUCGAGCCUUCACGAGAUUAAAAUGCUGUCUACAUCCGCGCGAAGACAGAAAAGGAAAAUAUUGAUUCGUUCCCAUUUGACAGCUCCGCGAAAGUUGCUCAAUAAUAACCUCACAAAUCAGCCAAAAUCCCUUUGUGUACGAAUUUUCGUACAUAUGGACUACACAAUACAGCAGAUGUGGUGCGUUUGUGAGGGGCAUAACUUCUCCUUCGGACUAGAAAACUCCCUCCCAUUCCACUCUCGCAUUCUUACACCGCACUCUACAAUCCCUCCCGUGCUCUCCUGCUGCCAUUCUCAGGGCACUGGGAGCGACUCUUUUCUGUUGCCCUGUUCUUGCUUGGCACUGAAUCGGUUGGUCCUGACCGAGAGUGUGGUCACAUCGUUCCACAACUCGGCAUUAUUGCGAUGUCUUCCGCGCGCAGUCAUGACAGCCGCGUUGUACAUUUUGGGCUUCUUUGGAGACCUAAUGGUCUGCAGUGACACAGAGCUUCUUUCGCUCGACGCGAUAGACUCUUUACAUCAACUUCAUGGUGCUGAUUGUCGGAUGUGCCGAAACAUUUGCAGUCGGAUGAAUUUGUGGUAUUGAGGAUCAAAUCGGGUGCCUCGGAUAGAUACUGGUCGUUGACUACAUGGUGGCGAUCUCUUCGCUGUUCGCGUUGGCCUCUAGGUUAUGGUUUUGGGUGAAGUCUAGAGCGCUCAUGAAGCAAUUCGUUUCGUUUGGUGUGUAUGUUGCGUUGGUGACUGGCAUCCUGUUGUGUUUACGGGUGAAGAAGGAUCCGUCUAAGAAUUUGUCGUGGGCGAGCACGCUCAGAUAUUGUUGAAGAAAGGAACUCUUCUUCUAAAGUGAUAGUCGGUAUGGGAGUAGUUACAGACCCAAAUCCUUUUGUGGGAUCGUUGCGGUUGCCCAGAUUCCGACCCCUUCCUCCUCUCCUGCCGCCCCUACGAACGCCUCUGAAACUACCUCGACCUCCAUAUCGGCCCGCGCAUGUCCACGGCCACGUCCCCGUCUUGGUACAGGGUUAACAGGACUCCCUGUUGUGUUUGGAAUGACCUCGGCCAUAAGAUAGGAUUUUAUCUAAUCGUGUGAAUGUUGACGGUGUCUGCGCGGCCCAAAAUCACUUUUGAACAAAAAUGAAGUUAUGAGCA
Chondrus crispus (carragheen) is the source of this 1217-nucleotide messenger RNA. RefSeq lists its product as hypothetical. The transcript has 2 exons. The coding region runs from base 1 to 657 and encodes 218 amino acids. NCBI's taxonomy places the organism in Eukaryota, Rhodophyta, Florideophyceae, Gigartinales, Gigartinaceae. The record is from RefSeq and is a predicted model, not a curated record.